CUCAAGAUAGGCAUUGGAAUUAGUCUAAGUCGUAUAGUGUCUGUUGCAUGCCGGAAGGUUUGUGUUCGUCACUCUCUCUCCUGCUUUUAUUCGAAGAUACGUUUCCCUAUCCGUAGCUGAGUAAGUGUAGUAAUAGGUCUUAAAAUGCAUUUUGGUGUUCAUGAUAAUAUGACAACUUUGCGUAGUGGCUGCAGUGCAGAGCGGAAGUACAUCAUGACUGACAAGUUCAACCAACCAGUCACCACAUCAUCCUACUCUUUCUUAACCAAUCAAUGAUCUUGUUUGAGUGGGCGUCUCCAUACUUUCCGGAAACGUCUCCAUGUCCUUGAUUACGAAGUAACGUGGGGAUAAAUAAGUGCAUUUCCAAAUCAAAGCUAGGCGGGUGUCAAAACAAGUCCAGUAACCAUGCCUCUCCACAAGUACCCCCCUAAGAUCUGGGAAGCACUGAAACUGAAGCAGGGAAUCUACAGCCGCCUCCCCCAGCAUUACCUUCGAUCCCUGGAGCAAACCAGGCCGCCCACGCCAGUCCACUGGAAGCCCCUUGGAGUAAAGUUCAGGGCAAACCCCAAAACAGGGCACAAGGAGCGGGUCCAAGACGUCCCAAUCCCCAUCUACUACCCCCCAGAGUCCCACGAUGGCCUAUGGGGAGGUGAGGGGUGGAUAUCCGGUUUCAGAUAUGCCAGCAACGACAAGAUGUCCAACAGGCUGAAGAAGGUCUGGAAGCCACAACUGUUCGUCAGAGAGCUGUACAGUGAGAUCCUCGAUCACAGGUUCACCAUCACUGUCACAGCUCGCACGCUCAAUCUGAUUGACGCUGCCUACGGUUUUGACUUCUACAUCCUGAAGACACCGAAAGAAGACCUAAACUCCAAGCUGGGGAUGGACCUGAAGCGGGCCAUGCUCCUACGGCUGGCAUUUAAAGACACCCAGCUCUACCCAGAAGACCCUGCCAAGAGGGAGAAGAUCUACGCCAAGUACAAGCAGCAGUUUGAGAUCCCUGCAGAAGAGGCUGAGUGGGUGGGCCUGAGUCUAGAGGAGGCUGUGGAGAAACAGAGACAGCUGGAACACAAGGAACCAGAGCCCCUGUUCAAGAGCUGUGUGGAGAAGCUGGUCAAGGAGCUGGCCGUGCAGAAACUCUCUGAGCCACAACUAGUGGAGAAGAAAUAAGACACUGUCUGGGGAGCACUGAGGUCACCUGUGUACAGUUUCAUCUGGUGGCCACUUGGUACCAAUACAAUACACCUUAUUUAUUCAGGUCAUAUUUUUCCAGCAGGACACAUUUAAAUCCAUAAAAAUGGAGUGAAUAGAAAGGUCUUGGGGGAAGAUCAUUUUGAAUAUUCCUAUUUCUAUGUUCAAAUUCAGGUUGUGACCAUGUGAUAUUCUCCCACCCGGAUGUGAGAUCUACAUUGAUCUUUGCCAUUUUCUUUGUCCGACUAAUAAAAUAUUAUCUUUUUUA
Messenger RNA from Esox lucius (northern pike), 1456 nucleotides. It is a transcript of the gene mrpl28, whose product is annotated as mitochondrial ribosomal protein L28. Lineage: Eukaryota; Metazoa; Chordata; Actinopteri; Esociformes; Esocidae. Gene Ontology annotation, cellular component: mitochondrial large ribosomal subunit. The record is from RefSeq and is a predicted model, not a curated record. The transcript has 6 exons. Bases 406 to 1167 code for a protein of 253 amino acids. Gene Ontology annotation, molecular function: structural constituent of ribosome.